Molecule: messenger RNA, 1598 nt
Organism: Sesamum indicum (sesame)
Lineage: Eukaryota; Viridiplantae; Streptophyta; Magnoliopsida; Lamiales; Pedaliaceae
Gene: BAG7
Product: BCL-2-associated athanogene 7
Biological process (GO): protein folding
Cellular component (GO): plasmodesma
Molecular function (GO): protein-folding chaperone binding
Source: RefSeq, a predicted model, not a curated record
AUUAUACCCCUCUUCUCUGACUUCAAUCUCCCUUUUAUUCCCUUUUCGUCUUUCUUUCUCUCCAUUUUCCCCUUCUUCUCAGACUUUGAAUACAAUCACCCAGAUAUUAUCGGUCAGUACCACCGAAGAAUUUUCUUGACUGAAGCCGAAAAUGAGUAGAUUCAGGAGAUUCGAGAUUGUUGAACACUCCCCCUCCUACUUCCUCAAGGAGACCUCCAUUUUCACCCCACCAAGAACCCUCUUGCUAAACCCUUCCUUCCCCAUUGUUGAAGACGAGCUCGACCUGCUUACCUUCACUCCCAAUCCACCUCUUUUGCUGGAUGACUUCGACACUAUCACCGAUCUGAUCCAGAUCGAGGAAACCCCUUUCCACACUUCGACUCGCCGCGUUACUCGCCGGGUCGGGCUCGGUGAGCUCUACUUACAGACGCUCAGUGAUCGUGUUUCGGCUUUGGAGCUGGGGUUUAACCGGCUGGUGAGGGAGGAGAGGAGUAAGAAGAACAAGUUUGGGGAGAGGAAGUACACUUGGACCGCCGAGAUAAAGAGCCCGGAGAAAGACCGGAAGUACAAAUGGACGGCGGAGAUUAAGGAUGGGAAGGAUGACAAGAAAGGGCCGGAGAAGAGUUACAAAUGGACUGCUGAGAUUAAGAGGAAAGGUGGUGAAAGCUUGCCGAUCGAGCAGACGUACACGAUUAAAGUGUCCAGUGGAGACAGCAGCAGCGAAUCAGAGGAGAAGACGAAGCAGAAGAAAUGUGAGAAAGGAAAGGGAAAGGGAAAAGGUAAAUCAGUGGGGUCCACUACUCGCAUUGUUGAGAUUGAAGAGCCCUCUGACCAUGGGGCCAUUGUCUUAAGGCAGGUUUUUGAAAAGAGAGUAGAAAAGAGAAGGGGUAAGCGCAAGGAGUUGUCUCCACAAGAUGCUGCAGCUUUGAUUCAGAAGACUUUCCGGGCUUAUCUUAUCCGAAGGUCUCAGGCUCUACGUGCACUUCGCGAGCUGGCCAUUGCCAAGACAAAGCUGAAGGAGCUCAGGGCUUUGUUCAACAACUUCUCUUACCGCCGUCGUCUUGCCCGCGAUGCAGAAGAGCGGCAGAGGUUCUCUGAAAAGAUUAUCGUGUUACUUCUUACUGUUGAUGCCAUUGAGGGUGCUGAUCUGAUGGUCCGAGCCGCAAAAAAGUCUAUGGUGGAUGAACUGGAAGCAAUGCUCGACGUUGUGGACCCCCAACCCCCUGGAAAAUCUCUGUCCAUGAGGAGGAGAACAUUUGAUAUGCCUGAUGGUGUGAUCAACAAAGAACUUGCUGCCGGUGUUGCUCAGGUUGUUCAGAUGCUGGAUCAGGAGGCAACCGGUUCUGAAACCUUUGAAGCAUGCUUGUAACUCCGCCUUGUCUUGUUAAAUCUUGCCCCUUGUAUGUGGAAGAUGCUUAUCUAGUAACUUUUAGUCGGGACUUUUACUAAUGGACGCUAGUUUGAAGAGCUUGGUCGGCUUGUACUUCCCUUUGUGUAACAUUUUGCUGUUGCAUUCCCUCAUAGUACUUAAAGUUUAUGCGUGUAUGGUUUGAACAUUAUUGUGUUAUUUAUCGGUGUUCCCCCUGUUUUAUCGUUUC